AUGGGUACAAGAGGCAUUUCGACCAGGUGGAAAGUGUUCGGGACUGCGGAGCAUUGUGCUGAUGCAGAAGUGAUUUAUAAGUUUUUGGAAGUUAAUGAGAUUGGGAAGACAUAUGCUUUGUAUUAUAUAGCUUAUACUUUGCAUAUGGAGUUUAAGUCUAAGGUUAAAACGGCUAAUGAGAUCUUUAAUCUCGGAAUCUCUAGAAAUGCUAAGCCUAUUGAAAAGUUGAAUGAUGUUUACAAAAAGUUCAUAGUGAGAACUAUGAGAAGUCCCAAAACAGCUGAUGAAGAGCCUAAGGAGAAUGAUAUGCCGUCAAGAAGCUUUGGCACUGUGUUGUCUAGGGGAGAUAUUAAUAAUGCAGGAAGACAAGCUUUAGGUUCACAAGUCAAAAAAACGCUGAGAUCAUCAGAUAGGUAUUGGUGUCAUAUGUGUUCACAAAUUGUGAAUCCAAUCCUUGACGCUGAGAUCAAAUGCCCCCUUUGCCAAAACGGGUUUGUAGAGGAAAUGAGCGGUGAGAAUAAUGUUGGCAGCAGCAACAGCAACAGCAAAAGCCUAAGGGAGAUUCAAGACUCGGAGAUUGAUUUCAGUACAGACUGUGCAUUAACUCUAUGGGGUCCAAUCUUGCUUGGGAUGACAAGCAAUCAUCAUAGACGUAGAAGGUUUAGGACAGAGCUUGGCUUAGAUAACGAUGAGGUCAACGUUCCUGCUCCUAAUGAUGUUGAUGGAAAUGACAACAAUGUCGAUAACCAUCAUCAUCAUCAUUAUAACCGUCGUCGUCAUCGUCACAUGCAACAUGAUGGAGAGGCUGAUCUAGGCAGGGAGUUUGAUUCCAUCAUCAGGAGGAGAUGGAGAAGCGCAGCUGCGAUAUUGCAGUUGUUUCAAGGCAUUCGUGAAGGGCUUAACACCGAGGAUGAGAGCUCGGAAAACAGGAGCCAGUUUAACAGAGCAGCUUAUAAUCUAAUCCGGACAAUACUUUUCCUUCUCGAGCUGGAGAUAACUUUGUUGGAACCGGGUUAG
This is a messenger RNA of Eruca vesicaria subsp. sativa (arugula), 1017 nucleotides long. The record is from the annotation of a GenBank genome assembly. Lineage: Eukaryota; Viridiplantae; Streptophyta; Magnoliopsida; Brassicales; Brassicaceae.